UUGAGUCCUUCUGUGAAGCUAUCAUAGAGAUUUGUGGUGAUAUUUCCAUUGGAUCCUGCGACCCUGUCUCAUUAAUAGCCGAAUUAGCAAAUAGUAUUCGAGGCACUUUUGAUGAUAGAUAUGCUCACAACUGGUCAAG
Diversispora eburnea is the source of this 139-nucleotide messenger RNA. The record is from the annotation of a GenBank genome assembly. Lineage: Eukaryota; Fungi; Glomeromycota; Glomeromycetes; Diversisporales; Diversisporaceae.